This is a messenger RNA of Sycon ciliatum, 2039 nucleotides long. RefSeq lists its product as uncharacterized. Gene Ontology annotation, molecular function: nucleic acid binding. The record is from RefSeq and is a predicted model, not a curated record. Bases 132 to 2039 code for a protein of 635 amino acids. The transcript has 5 exons. Lineage: Eukaryota; Metazoa; Porifera; Calcarea; Leucosolenida; Sycettidae.
GUGUGGAAAAGACGUAUACACCAGGUGUACUAGUACACGUGUCAUUGUAGGGUGAUAGCCGACCUCAUAUACGCUGUACGGGGAGAUUAUUUCCUCAGUAUGUUGUAGGCAGUGCUGGAGGUGACGUGACGAUGGCGGAGCCAAGUGCAAAACGAUCUAGGCAGCCCAGACAUAUAGCUAGACAGCCCACCUCGAGUGCCGUGCGUGGGUUUUUGAAAAAGUUUUCUUUGCCAGGUUCAGGCACUGAUCCUCUCGUCUUUUUCAGCAGCCAUCAUGACGAGCUCCGACAGGUUCUGCUCGAGGAGCUUCAGUCUCACCCUUUCAAGGUGGUUUUAGUUUUGAGGGUGGAGAUGACACGAGAGUCGGCCACGGGUAGUACGUCUGCCGUCCCGUUUUUUAGAAGUAGACCGGCUCGGAUCCUCAGCGAAGGGGACAUUGAUAGUGCAGUCAAGACGAUGGUGGCGAGGAUCACUGGUCUUAUUGAUAAGUGGAUGCAGAACGGAUCCAACUGGACCGUUUCUCGAGUGAGACAGCUGGAUGUGUCGACAGCAAAGUACACUCCUCUUCGAGGUGGUGCAGCUGCUAUCCCGCCGAAAUUAGAAAAAAAGAAGGCCAUCAUUAACGUAAAGAACAACGAUGACAGGUGUUUGAUGUGGGCGUUGUUGUCAGCGCUGCACCCCGUCGAACAGAAUGCUGAGCGUGCAUCCAAGUACACCCAGUAUGUUGAUGAGCUGCGGUUCGAUGGUGUGAUGUUCCCUGCAACGCUCCGUGAUGUACCCAAAGUGGAGUUACAGAAUGGUCUUGCAAUCAAUGUGUUUGGCUACGAGUGGAAUCUGUACCCACUCUAUCUCAGCGAGCGACAGGAGACUCCAAUCAACCUCCUUCUUCAUGACAACCACUUCACAUGGAUAAAAAACUUCAGUCGUGCAUGUGAGAAUAAGAACAAGCGGGCAACACACUACUGCUUGCGAUGCCUCUCCGCACACAAAACAGCAGACUCCCUGCAGCAUCACAGCGAGAGAUGUCAGGUGAUGAAGCCCGUGCCAGUCGUCAUGCCCACAGCAAAGGACAGAAUCCUCAAAUAUACAAAUUUGAAGCACAGGAUGGUGGCUCCAUAUAUCAUUUACGCUGAUACGGAGGCCAUCAUUGAGCCGAUGGAGGAACAGCAUGGCAGCAGCACUGUACGCACAGCCCGUCAUGUACCAUGCAGCAUCAGAUAUGCUGCCAUCCGAUCCAACGGUGAAGUCCGUGGCGAGUUUGACGACUGCAGUGAGAAUGCCAUUCACAACUUUUUCGACAGUCUCAAAGAGUUGGAAGGCAGUAUCCAGGAGGAUUUGGCUGAUAUCAAGCCAAUUCGCAUGACGGCAGAACUGGAGCUUGAGUUUCAGAACGCAGUCAACUGCUGGAUAUGUGAUGAAGUACUUGGAGAAGAUCGUGUUCGUGAUCAUGAUCAUCUCACUGGCAACUACCGCGGUGCUGCACACUACCAGUGUAAUAUUCAGCUAAGUAUCUACCCAGAUCGCCAGAUCAUUCCGGUUGUGUUUCACAACCUGAAAGGGUACGAUGCUCACCACCUCAUCGCCCACAUUGGUAUGACUGAGGUUGAAGAGGUGGAGUACGAGGACUCUAACCAGCGUAAGCGGAUUAAGAAGGUUGGUGAGAUCAGUGUCAUCGCCAACAACAUGGAGAAAUAUAUUUCAUUCAAGUGGCGUCAGUACCACUUCAUCGACUCCAUGGCCUUCUUGAACUCCUCUCUUGACUCGUUGGUGAGCAACACGGAAGAUGCGCUCAAGCUUACUCGUACAUUGGCCCAUCAUGACCUUCUCCUGCGUAAGGGUGUCUACCCCUACGAGUACAUGGACUCCUUUGCUCGGUUUGAUGAGACACAGCUGCCACCUAAAUCAGCAUUUGAGUCUAGUUUGACUGGAGAAGGUAUCAGUGAUGCCGACUAUGCCCAUGCUCAGAACGUAUGGCAGGAUAUGCAUGGGAUGCUCUACUACGGUUCACCCAGAUUGAACUGCAGCUGCUCACGGAUGUAG